Diatraea saccharalis (sugarcane borer) is the source of this 444-nucleotide messenger RNA. The record is from the annotation of a GenBank genome assembly. NCBI's taxonomy places the organism in Eukaryota, Metazoa, Arthropoda, Insecta, Lepidoptera, Crambidae.
AUGUGUUUGGCUAAGAACGAGGAAUCACCGCAAAAGGAGGCGUCACCACGUUCGCCUUGGGCGAAGCUUCUAAGUCGCCAGAGCUCAAAGCCACGACUUCCAAGAAAGGUGACAUCGUCUACGCGAGUGAAUCUCAAUAGGUGCUGGUCGAAGUUGGGAGAGUUGAUUUCCAACUCGCCGCCCCGCACUGACCUACCAUCGCAAAAGACUGCUUACCCGGAAGAGCCGGUCAUUGUACCGUUUUCCGAAUACUUUUACCCUCUGGAGCCGGUGAAACCGGCAUUUGUCGAAGACAACGAUAACGUAGAAAACCAAAACAUUCAAAACUCCAGCCGCUUCGAGCUGGUUUCCGAAGAGGAGAUCAACGACAAUAUGGCGAACGAAGUCCGCGAGAUUUGCUACACCGCCAACCAGAACUGCGUCGUAUGUAAAAUUUGGUAUUAA